Podospora anserina S mat+ is the source of this 906-nucleotide messenger RNA. RefSeq lists its product as uncharacterized. Gene Ontology annotation, biological process: triglyceride catabolic process; phosphatidic acid biosynthetic process. Gene Ontology annotation, cellular component: lipid droplet; endoplasmic reticulum. The record is from RefSeq and is a predicted model, not a curated record. Gene Ontology annotation, molecular function: triacylglycerol lipase activity; acylglycerone-phosphate reductase (NADP+) activity. The transcript is spliced from 3 exons. NCBI's taxonomy places the organism in Eukaryota, Fungi, Ascomycota, Sordariomycetes, Sordariales, Podosporaceae. The coding region runs from base 1 to 906 and encodes 301 amino acids.
AUGGGACCUCAGCCUGGACAAAAGACGGUGCUCAUCACCGGAUGCACCCCGGGAGGUAUCGGCCAUGCGCUAUGCCUAGAAUUCCACUCCAAGGGCCUGCACGUCAUAGCCACAGCCCGCAACCCAUCCGUCCUCGCCGACCUCAGCGCCCUGGGCAUGACCACCCUCCCCCUCGACGUCACAAGCCCCUCCAGCAUCAAGACCUGCCACGACCAAGUCUCCGCCCUCACCAACAACAAGCUCGACAUCCUUGUCAACAACGCCGGCCGCACCCACACCCACCCCGCCACCGACAUCGACAUCGACGACGUCCGCGAGACCUUUGAGACAAACGUCUUUGGCGUCAUGGCCAUGUGCGCCGCCUUUUCCGAUCUGCUCAUCAACUCCAAGGGUUUAAUCAUCAAUAUCGCCUCCCUCGCCGCCAUCACCCCCUACGUCUUUGGCUCCGUCUACUGCGCCUCCAAGGGUGCCGUUGUGUCGUACUCAAGGACCCUGCGGUUGGAGCUCAAGCCUUUUGGUGUGAGGGUCAUGGUUGCCAUGACUGGUACUGUGAGGAGCCAGAUCGCGAGCAAGACCCACCGGACGCUGCCUGAGGGAAGUAUCUAUCAGCGGGUCAAGGAGAUCUUUGAGAAGAGGUUGACGUUCAGCCAGAACAAUGCAACUGUCAAGACGGAGGAUUAUGCGAAGAAGCUGGUGGCUAAUGCGCUCAAGCCUGAGUGGCCGCUUAUCUUGCGGUCUUGGUUUGGCAGAGCGGAUUGGUUUUGGGCUGGUGGCUGGAGCAAGGGUGUUUGGGCCAGUACAUUCUUUGGGGAGUGGAUCUUGGACUUUGUGCUAUAUCGGUUGAUUGGCUUGAAGAAGAUGGAACAGGUGUUGAGGGAGGAGGAGAGGAAGAAGAAGUUGACUUGA